AUGAUAAUCCUGGAUAACUUCGAAGAAUCGUGUUCGUACACUUUCCGAACAAGAGCCGGACAAUUUCUCAGGAGGUCAGUGUUCGGGAAGUUUCACGGAUCACAGUGUUAUUUUCACUUAAGCGGAAAAUAUGCUGAAAUUUCAAUUUUGGAGUUAAUACUAUAUAUUCAAAUUUGCUCACAAAUUCAAGAGGAGCUCUCAUAUUUUCAAAAAAUAACACUUUCCCUCGUUAUUCUCUCUUUCAACUCUCUCUUCUCCCUCACCUUGCACCACCAUAAACCACCACCAACUCCGGCCAAGCUCCCACCAGAACUCCCUCCUCCGACCACCACUGUGACCACGCCACCGCCGCCUAGAUCUGACGACCUUCUCUCUCCGCUCAACGGUGCUUCGCGUGCUAACUCCCUAUGUUCUUCACCGUGCAAGUUGCGCGCAUCGGGCCUCCCUCCGGCCGCGUCCCUCCAUUUCCCGCGCCCAUCCCCACCGUGUCCUUCCUCUUCUUCCGACGAGUUAUUUUCUUGGGUCAACACUCAUCAUCUUCAUCUUCUUCCUUUUUCAAGUGUUGCUCCAAAAGCUUGUGGCGCCUUCCGAGUUUCUUACCCUCGUUGA
Molecule: messenger RNA, 609 nt
Organism: Vicia faba (fava bean)
Lineage: Eukaryota; Viridiplantae; Streptophyta; Magnoliopsida; Fabales; Fabaceae
Source: the annotation of a GenBank genome assembly